Molecule: messenger RNA, 3678 nt
Organism: Stylonychia lemnae
Lineage: Eukaryota; Ciliophora; Spirotrichea; Sporadotrichida; Oxytrichidae
Source: the annotation of a GenBank genome assembly
AUGUCAACAUUCAUGCCUUAAGAUAGCUAGAUAUUUGAUCAACUCGAUAGCAGUAUUGAGGAGAUUGUUUCAUCUUUCAGAGGCUCAUAAAUGAUUAAUCAUGAUCAUGAUAGAUUCAAGUUUGAUUCAGAGUAAUAACAGAAAAGACAACUCACUGACCAAAUAAAGAUGAUUCACGACAACACACCUAAGUCGAGUUUUCUUAAUUCAAACAUGGCAAAAGAACUCAUUUCAAAUAUGGAUAAAUCAAUUAUGAGUAAAUUCCUUGACCAUUUCAAGAGCUCUGUGAAUGACUAAGAGAAAAUGGCUUAAUUAGCAUAGUAGAUGUUAAUAGAGAUGAUAAACAUGAAUUCCAGUUCGGAGGAUGGAGCAAGAAAUGUGAUUGAAGAAACCAAGGGUCAGAUUGGUGCUUCUUAAAGAAGUAUGAAGGAAAGCCAAUUGAUUAUGAUUGAUAAUGAAUCGAAUAUAUAGAAAAGACUUUCAACAAAUACAGGUGAUUCUCAGGAUCAUGCAACUCUUUUGAAUAUAAACAUUAAUAGCUAACUUAAUGAUUUGACAAAUAAUGAAAAUGACAAAACAAUUCUGCUACAAGAUUCAUUCAAGUUAUCAUCUCCUGAUUCAAGGAUUGAUAGAAAUAACCAAAAGCAGACAAAGGGAGAUCUAAUAAACAGUCUAUACUAGUAAGUGCAUAAAGAGUAGGGUGAGGAGGCCUUGAAGUUGGCUAUCUAAAUUAUCAAUAAAACUCCUCUAUCUGAUACUCACAGAUUCGCAAUGUCUUCAACUUAGACAAGCAAGAUAUAGUAGAUGAUGUCAGUUUAAAUCUUAGUUCUAGCUCACUAUUUAAUACUCAAUAAGUCAGAGCUGUUCACUGGCUAUGGCAACUCUAUCCACAAGUAUAAAAAUAUAAUAUUCAACGUGGAGUAAAACUUUCUUAUUAUGGCUGAACUAUAUCUAUAACUUGAUGAAAUAAUACAGUUUUCAACUAAUAACGUCAGCUAUUUGAAUCUAAGGAGAAGGGUCAAUCAGAAACUUGCAAUAAGUAAGAAGUAGAACCUUAUAAGUCAUUUGAAAUAGUCUAUUGAUAUCAUUUCAAUGUGCUUGAAGAAACUUCUAAGAUAGAGCAUUAUUAAAAGUGUGGGAUAUAUUCAGUAAAUGCUAGAAAUCCUAUCUACUUUAGAGAAUUAGACAUAUGAAGAAGCAAGUUAAAGAUUGACACUUGAAAAGGAAAGAUUCAUUAAGAAAAGUAAUGAUCCAUUUGGCCAAAAGAGAUCAGAAGCACAUAUAUCCUCAAGAUCGACAACUCCUAGAGAUCAGUCACUAACUAACAUUACCGCAAAAAAAAUGGUUGGAUCAUUUUCAACAAAUGCUUUAAGUUCCCUUUAACAAUAAUUGUAAAGAGCAGUAAGACAUCAAGAUAGAUCAAACACCCCUAUUUCUGAAAGAAGCAAUAGUAGAACCUAGUCAAAAGCGUUUCAUCAGUCAUAAUUCAAAGCAUCCAGCCAACAAAACAACUUUUAGUCCUCGAUUGCUGAUAAAAAAACUAUGAUAUAUAAUGCUUUAUCUUCUCCAUCACCAAAUAAAUCCAGUUUGGCCUAGAGACGAAGCAGGUCUCCUAACUAAGUAUAAUUCAAAGAAAACAAUGGCUAUAACACUAGUAGUAUAUAGAAGGUCUCAAACAGCAGCAUUACUUAAAACAUGUUUGAUGGAAGAAGACUUUCAAAUAAAUAAGAAAAAUCUCCUCAAAUAAAUUUAUAAGAAUCAAAUUUAAAUAAAACUCAAAGACUUUAAUAUGUAAGUUCAAUGGACAAACUUGGGACGUAGACUACAAACUUUAAUGUAGCAAAACCUCCUUCAAUGCCUGUAACCAUUACCUAUAAUAUAAGAAAUUAGACUUAAACCCUCAAUAAGAAAUCAAGCUAGGGUUCAUUGUAAAGAUCACCAGCUCGAAUAGGUUCUCCAUACAGAGAUCCUUUGAUUAAUAAUGCAUUAAGCAAAAUUGGUAAGAUAGAGCAUUACUAGUUCCUAAAAUAAGCCCAAAAAAAGAUUAACCCAUCGACUUUGGCUUCAUCUAGAAUUCAAGCAUCAUUAAGUAUGAAAAACUUAUAAAAAGAUCCCUCAACUUAGCAAAAUUUAGAAAUAUAUAAUAGAAAACAUUAAAAAUAAUAAAUAUCAGUCAAAGAAAAUUCCUUAAACAAAAGAAUUUAAUAAGAACUACCAGCGGCAAAUAACUAUCUCUCACAAACUUAAAAACUAACUAGUCCCCGAACAAUGUUUUUAAGUUAAUAGCCAUUAAAAUUAUCAAGUAAUAGAACAUUGAAAACUUCGAAUUAAUUCAAUUAAGCCCCACCAGUACUAACCUAUAAUACUUCUAAUUAGGAUAUAACAUUAAUUGAUUAGCAAAGUUAACUACUUAAUGAAAAUCUGUAUCUCGCUAGUCCUAAUAGCAAAAAUGAUAGUGUCUCUUAUAGAGAUGGAAAUAGGACAUAAAAUAUAAGUAAUAACGCAAAUAUUUCCACAAAAAAGAAAUCAAAGAAAAAGAAGAGACCUAUCCCCCUUGUAAAAUCCUCUGAGCCUUUGAGAAAAACUAACAAAGACACUUAAUCCUCGUCAUCAUAAGGUGAUCAAACUAAUAUUAUGUUUGACAUUGUUAUCAAUAAAAACAAGAAUAAUUAGCAAAAAGAAUAAAUCGAAAAGGAAAUAAUGGAAAAGGUUUAGCAAGCUGUUAAUGUAACUAAGAAUAAGUUAAGGCUACAAUAACUUAAUAAUUAUGUUACUAAUUCUGGAAAGUAAAUUGAUAAGGAAGUAAUUUUUAAGAAAACUCCCAUUAAAAUUGCAGACAAUUUGAUGUUUAAUGUUAACAGUGCAGACUCUUCUUUUGACGAUCAUUAUCAAACUUUUGAGAGCAAAACUCCUUAAAAUAGAAAAAAUCUUUAGAUAACCCAAGAUGAAGAAAUUUCAACAGAUAAAAUCACAGAGAGACUAGAAAAUUUAGAUGAAGAUUAUAUUAUUGAGUAAGAAAAUGUGUCAUCUAUGACAGAUCUAACAAGUAAAAAUAUUAUUGGAAUUCAAAUUUCCCUGCCUAUACAUCCUUAUUUACCUCCUAUUAGUUCAAAUAGGGAGUAUACUUUAGUUAUGGAUCUUGAUGAAACUUUGAUCCAUUAUGACGUUGAUGAUUAAGAACAAGAGGGAUUUUAUCUUAUUAGACCAGGAGCACUAAAGUUCUUGUAUGAAAUGAAACAUUUUUUUGAGAUUGUUGUAUUUACAGCAGCAAUACCUGAGUAUGCCGACUGGAUAAUAGAUAGUAUUGAUCCAGAUAAGUGCAUCACUCAUAGAUUAUAUAGACAACAUACAACUCCAUAAAAAGAAUGUGCUUUGAAAGACUUAAGAAAGCUAGGUCGACCUUUAGAAAAGACCAUAAUAGUUGACAAUAUUGAGGAAAAUUAUAAAGAAACUUCCUAUUAUAAUGGGAUAAGAGUUAGGACUUGGAUAGAUGAUAUGGACGAUAGAGUUUUAGAGCUACUAGGUCCAUUUUUGAAACAAAUAGUCCUGAGGAAAAUAUAAGAUAUUAGAGUUUUGUUCCAAAAUUUCAAGCACAAGGUAGAGAAUUCACUUGAUGAAGGUAAUGAAAUUCCAUAAUUUGACCUUAAAGACAUGAUUAAUGUGAAUGAGUAAGUUUGA